Molecule: messenger RNA, 2828 nt
Organism: Polypterus senegalus (gray bichir)
Lineage: Eukaryota; Metazoa; Chordata; Cladistia; Polypteriformes; Polypteridae
Exons: 3
Coding region: 192-812 (206 amino acids)
Source: RefSeq, a predicted model, not a curated record
UCCGGUCACGUGAUCGGGUGUCGGGCGUAGAGUGGAGUCGCCGGUUAUAUGAAUGGUGAACGGCUUAGGUAGCGUAGCUCUAGCAUCCUAAAGAGAGACUCUCUAGUGGGUAUGCAGGACACUCGCAUGCAGACAGAAGUUCUCCUUUUGUCUUUUCAACAUUUCCGAACAAUCAGGUUCAAUUGGACCCAAUGGCUGAUAAUUUAAUGAAAUGGAUUGCCGCCCUGUUAAAUGUCUUAUGGUGUCUUAUCACUUUGGAUUUGGCUUCUCGAGCUGCAAAGCUUCAUAGAGCUCCUGCCAUUGGUAUCCUCCUCACUGCCUUUUCUUCUGUAUUCCGUUCAGUGACAUCUCUUGUGCCACUGCCUGGCAGCUCACAACUGCAAGACAUUCAAGACGACUUGUUUUGGACCAGCUGCUUGUUUGCACCUGCUCUAGUUUCAUUUGGGUUUCUUUGGCUAAGUGAAGAUCGGACCACUGGAAACACACUGCUCUGUGGGUCUUUGCUUGCUGCCUCAUUGUCUGAUUGGUUUUCAGAAUACAGUCGUGUCCUUAUUGGACGUUUUAUGAUCAUAAGUUCACUAAGUUGCUCUUUGACAGUUUGUGCUUUUACUGGUAAUGUCAAAGGACUCUUUGGAAAUCUUGUUUUGAACUUGGCCUAUCUCUCUUUUCCUACUGUCAGAGAGCAGUCAUUGAUACCAUGGGUAACAAGAGAUUUUGCAGAGACAGUCUUGAACAUGUGGAUGUUUUUUGGUAUUGUAAUCACUCAGCAGGCACUACAUGGAUUUAAAAGGGAGGGUGAUGACUGGGAUUAAACUGAGUGCUUACACUAUACCUUACCUUUCUCAAGCCCAGUUAAUCUAGUUCAGGGUUGCAGCAAGAAAACGCACUCUACAUGUAAAGAACUCGACAACGGCAACAACCUGGUGUGUGGUUCAAACCAAAGACUACUGUGCUGCACUAUGUUAAAUUAUGUUGUCAAGAAUUACCUGUUCUAGACUGUACCUGAUAAACACAGCCAGUACUGUGCCACAUUUUGUUUUAAUAUAAACCCUUUAUUAGUAGAGGGCUUUCAUGAGUAUCUACAACUUACGAAAAACAUGUUAUGCUGUUAAAAAAACAAAAAUGUCUAGCAGUCUGGAAUUUAUAACUAUCAUAUAACCUUUAUAUUGUGACAAGUCAGAUAACACAGGAAACAAAUGCAAAGUUACUGUAUAUAGUUGUUUAGUCCUAUUCAGCAGUCAGAUUUAAUUAACAGCCGUACUCUUUUUAAGUAAUUACACUGAUAGUGUUUGACACAGAAACAUCUGAACAGCGAAAUAAGUAUAUCAAGAUACUCCAAUAGAUUUCCUUAAGUUUUGUUAUCACAUACUCAAAAACCUGAAUGGAAAUCAUGGGGAACUGCACCAAAGUUGAUGGCUAAAGAUUGGGAUGUAGCAAACUAAAUGUGUUUGAAGCUGGGACUGUGUCUUUGUAAAUUUUCAAGAGUUUUUCAUUGAAUCACUAAUGGCAGACAAAACAUGCUUUCUGGAUUACUCUAGCUCACAUCAAAAUCAUAGUUUUCUAUCCAUUUUUAAAUAUGGGAUUGCUACUUUGGUAAGUAAGAACAUGAAUUCUGGUCGGCAUUACUCACCAUGUGUAGAACUACAGAUAUCUUUUUAAAGUUUUAAAAUAUUUAAUUGACUACAUCUCUCUACAAGCAUCACCAGUGCUUUGUAAUAUAUGCAAGGCAAAACUGCAGGAAUGCAGUUACAAAACAUUGUGAUAAACUUCAAGAUUUACGAUUUAGUACAAGUAAUAUGUGAUCCAACACUUUCAAACCCAUUUAAUCCAACUUGUGGUGAUAAGAACUUGAUCCUAUCCCAUGGUGCCAGCCUACUGCAGGGCUCACUCACUCACUCACUCACUCACUCAUUCACUCAUUCUCCCUUUCUCUUACACACAUAAACACACAUCCACAAGGGGUCAAUUAAUCUAACUUGCACAUCUUUAGGGAUGUAGGAAGAAAAAAAUCACAGCUGUUUAAAAAUCACAAAAACAACACGGACAGUGAACAGGCUUGACGUUCAAAUUCGGGGCACUGGAUCAACAAAGUGGCAGUGGUCCAUCACCAUGCUAACUCUUAAUUUGUGACCAGUAUUUGUGUCUUAAAAAGCUAACCCUGUACUUUUCUUAAUUUGACCUGCCAUUUAGUAUGUAAUAUUGUACAUUGUAAGGGGUACUUGGUUCUUGGUCUAUACAAAACAAUAAAAAUGGAAAAUAAAUAGGAUAACUGCAGUCAUAAAAUAUAACCAACCACAGAAUAUAAAAAACAAUCCAGUAUACAAGUAAAACAGCAUUCGACAGUCCUAGUUUUAAUAAAACAUUCAGACAAUUAGAAUGGCUCACCUGUUUUUGACACAAGUCAUACAGUGGUAAAAUCUGUUCUGCACCUCCUGGUCUGGCUUCUGAUGUUGCAGGACAGUCUGAUGAACCAGAGGAGGGAGAAACGUAUGAAGGAGUAUAGGGUAAAUGAUUUUAUGAGGAAAUUAAGAAAAAAUAUCCUUUGAUCCAUCCCACAAAACACAAACCCCAACAGAUGUUACAACUUCUUGGAUGCCUUUUUUGUUAAUGUGUUACAAGAAAUCCUCUUAAAAAUAUUCAAAUAUUAUACAUAAAAAGUUUGCUCUUCAAAUAGCAUCAGGUCUACAAGAACAUGAAAAAAACAAAUCUUCUUAAUAACAGAAUUUAACAAUGAUGGCUUUAGAAAAAACAUACUAUUUACAGAAAUGUAUGUAAUUUAUUGACCAUGGAAAUAUUUACCUUUUUAAAUUUCAGCUUGUCUUGCAUUU